This is a messenger RNA of Pyricularia pennisetigena, 1329 nucleotides long. RefSeq lists its product as uncharacterized. Lineage: Eukaryota; Fungi; Ascomycota; Sordariomycetes; Magnaporthales; Pyriculariaceae. The record is from RefSeq and is a predicted model, not a curated record. The coding region runs from base 1 to 1329 and encodes 442 amino acids. The transcript has 4 exons.
AUGAUGGAUCCAACUGCAACACUCUAUACCUUUCAUUUGGGACACUGGUUGACUUGGGCCGUCCUCGGGGUCCCGAGGGUUCUCACUGAUCCGUCCAUCCGAUCUGUCAAACUCUUUGGUUCUUGGGAUAACUUCACAAACGAACACAACAUGGAAAGAGAUAGUAGGCGACAUUGUGGCCAGUGGAGGGCCUGCCAUUCAUUUAAAGAGAGUGGAGGCUUGAAGAUGGGCGAGACUUAUUUUUACUACUCUUGCCCUACAUAUAUUUAUAUCAACAUGAGCAUGCUAAUAUUUAUCAUGUGGCCCAAGUAUGAGGUUGACGGCACAUCAGAAACACACGAUCCAUCAUUACCAUCGACAACUGCCUGUCCUUAUUUGCCUGGCCAACCGGUCAACACCCUCACCAUUCCCGUCCAGCAGUCACCCCGAAAGCGCAGCGCCUCAGUCAACUCUGUCCGUCGUGGUGACUACAUGACACUCAACCCAGCCGACAAGUUCAUUGCGCCGAGGGCAGCUCCCCCGGUCCCCAUGGCUACCCCGUUCAGCAGAGUUGGCACGUCGGCUGCUAGUGUGCCAAAUCUGGAUCAGCGGUCGCGAUCUUCCUCAAAGCGCCCCGUCUCGCCCACGCCCGCAUGGCCCUGGUCGCCACGAAAACUGUUCAGUCGGUCCAACAGCAAGUCGUCUCUGCGCAAGGAGAACGACACCGACGAGACCGAGGCCGAGACCAUCUCAGCAUCUGUGUCUUCUGUUGUCGACGAUGAGAGGACUGUGCGGUCCCCAUCCAGAGGCAGCUCCAGGUCGCGAGACAUGUCCCCCGAGUCUCUGCGCAGGUUUCUUUCCGACGACGUUCCCGCAGAGACGACCCAGGACACCAAUUCGGAGCGCCUGGAGCUCGCCAUACCCGACGACAUUGUCGAGGAGAACGAAGACGACGACAACUUUGCCACCUCGGCCAAGUCCGAGAGCAUCCCUUACUUCACUGUACUGUCGCCGCCCCCGAGCCAGCGCAUGUUCACCUCGCAGUCGAGGCCCGAGACCCCUUCCCUUUCUCCUCCUUCGCUAUCGCCGGCCAUCUCUUCACCACACUCCACCGCAUCCAACGACAUCCCAUCGUUUUAUCAUUCGGACGAGGAAGACGAAAGCGAGGACGACGAUUUUACCUUCCGCCCGCUGCAGAGCAUCGUCGAGAUCAACACGGACGCCGACUCUUUCGGUCAGAGCCUCAUGUCUGCAUUUGCUGGCUACAGCCUUCCUGAGGAGGCACGCGCCAGCAAGGAGUCUGGGCGCGUCCACAUCAAGGACCAAACACGCGUUCUUGAAAUGUUAUGA